ACCCACAUUUCAGGGUGCAAGUCCAAAACCCGAGGCCCUGAGCAGAUGCCUUUUUUGUUUUUUUUUGGAAAGCAUGGAGCAAAACAGCAACUCCCGACCCAUGAACUAAUUUUCGAUGCGUCGUUAAUAUGAAAUAGCAGUUUUUAAAAUAACUUAUAUUCAUCUUAUUACAACAAAAUAAGUUUCCAAGCAACCAUGAGGUUUUAUUAAGCGUCGUAGUUCUCUGCACCGCAUGCAUAACGCAUGAUAUAUUUUUUCGUUUCCUCUAUAUAGCUCUCCAACUUUCUCUCCGGCAAGUCCCGUCACAACUAUCUUCUUCUCCUGCCUCCGUUUCGGGCUUUAGCAAUGCUGCCCUUCCAGAGCAUCGGCGAGGCCGAGGCGGCGCUGGGGAGGAACUUGACGGCAGCGGAGGUGAUGUGGUUCCGGUACUCCGCCGGCAUGCACGACUUCUGGCUCUAUGCCCACAACAUUGCUUUCCUUAUCCUGGUCUACUCCCUGGCGCCGCUCCCCGUCGCCCUCGUCGAGCUCUUCCGCCCCAAAUCCAUCGACAAGUACAAGCUCCAGCCCAAGGUCCGCCACCCCGCCUCCACCGUCCUCCAGUGCUACAAGGACGUCGUUCGUACUUUCAUCCUCGCCGUCGGCCCCCUCCAGCUCUUCUCCUACCCAACCAUCAAGGGGGUGGGGAUAAGGACGGGGCUACCGCUGCCGACGGGGUGGGAGGUGGCGGCGCAGCUGGCGGUGUACUUCCUAGUGGAGGACUACUUCAACUACUGGAUCCACCGGUGGCUGCACGGCAAGUGGGGGUAUGAGAACAUCCACCGGGUGCACCACGAGUUCACGGCGCCGAUCGGGUUCGCCGCGCCCUACGCCCACUGGGCCGAGGUCCUCAUCCUUGGAUUCCCGGCCUUUCUCGGCCCCGCCAUCGUUCCCGGCCACAUCGUCACCUUCUGGCUCUGGAUGGCCCUCCGCCACGUCGAGGCCAUAGAGACGCACUGCGGCUACGACUUCCCCCAAACUCCUACAAAAUAUAUCCCUUUCUAUGGAGGAGCUGAGUACCAUGAUUACCAUCAUUAUGUUGGAGGGCAAAGCCAUAGUAACUUCGCAUCAGUUUUUACCUACUGUGACUAUAUCUAUGGAACAGACAAGGGAUACAGAUAUCAGAAAGAACACCUUGCAAAGUUGAGGGAGAUAUGGAAAACAAAUGACCUAAAUGAAGAAGUGAAUGCUCCAUUGGUCAAGUAUGAAUAAGCAUUGCCUAUGGAAGUUACAUGCAUCGCAACAAUCCUUUUCCAUGUGUGCUUAUGGAUGAAGACGUCGUUCGCAUUACCAGGAUACCAAGCCAUCUUUCUCCAUUCAUGGAGAAAGUUGAGCACGUGCUUAUAUAACGUUAUUUAAUGGAAGCUCCACCGCACUUCUAGAUUAUGUAGAAUAAGCUCUCAUAAUGAGAUUAUGUGAGUGGUGCACAAUGUUCGGUCUUUUCCUCUAUCCUGGUGGUAAGAGCUACUUAACCAUUUUAAGCAAUUCAUGGUUAUAUAUAUGAAUCAGGAGUGGCUGAAUGCAUUUAGGGGCCUAAGACGAAUUCACUAAGAGAGUUUAUUUUUUCUUUU
Molecule: messenger RNA, 1607 nt
Organism: Phoenix dactylifera (date palm)
Lineage: Eukaryota; Viridiplantae; Streptophyta; Magnoliopsida; Arecales; Arecaceae
Product: very-long-chain aldehyde decarbonylase GL1-10-like
Biological process (GO): lipid biosynthetic process
Molecular function (GO): oxidoreductase activity; iron ion binding
Source: RefSeq, a predicted model, not a curated record